Messenger RNA from Diospyros lotus (date-plum), 666 nucleotides. RefSeq names its product 60S ribosomal protein L32-1-like. Gene Ontology annotation, molecular function: structural constituent of ribosome. Gene Ontology annotation, cellular component: ribosome; cytosolic large ribosomal subunit. Gene Ontology annotation, biological process: translation. The transcript is spliced from 4 exons. The record is from RefSeq and is a predicted model, not a curated record. NCBI's taxonomy places the organism in Eukaryota, Viridiplantae, Streptophyta, Magnoliopsida, Ericales, Ebenaceae. The coding region runs from base 78 to 479 and encodes 133 amino acids.
CUCCUUUCACUCGAAGAUGAAGGCUUUUGCGGCUCGGAGAAACCCUAAAUCGCCAAGUUCAGGGCCAAGGGGGGAAAAUGGCGGUGCCGCUGUUGUCGAAGAAGAUCGUGAAGAAGAGGGUGAAGAAGUUCAAGAGGCCCCAGAGCGACCGCAAGGUCUCCGUUAAGCCCAACUGGCGUAGACCAAAGGGUAUUGAUUCUAGGGUCAGGAGGAAGUUCAAGGGAUGCACACUGAUGCCAAAUAUCGGGUAUGGCUCAGACAAGAAGACUAGGCAUUAUCUCCCCAAUGGCUUCAAGAAAUUUUUGGUGCACAAUGUGAAAGAGCUCGAGGUGUUGAUGAUGCACAACCGAACUUACUGUGCAGAGAUUGCACAUGAUGUGUCCACAAGGAAGAGGAAGGAGAUAGUGGAGCGAGCUGCUCAGCUUGAUAUUGUUGUUACUAACAAGCUUGCUAGGUUGCGCAGUCAGGAGGAUGAAUGAGCUUUUCAAAUUAGGGAGUUUUAUUGAAUCGAAUUUAAAUGUUUUGUCAUAUUUUGAAUAUUCUCUUGUUGCCAACAAUUUAAUUUUGCUAGAUGAAUUGCUUUGGUCAUGUUCUUGAUCAGAAAUGUACUGGUGCUCUAUGACGGUGGUUUUGAAAAUUAAGCUUGCUCUUUAUGUUUGCAUAGUA